AUGGCUGCCUCCAUCAUGAACAACGUUCGAAAAGAUUGUUUCCGUAUUAGUUGUCAAGUGAUCGGACUGAGUCUCAGUCUGAGACCGUUGACAACACCAAGAAAUACAUUUUCACGGACAUAUAGUUCCAGUGCUCCAAUACAGAGUCAAAUAAAGACACAUAGAGCUCCAUUGAAUAUGCCAACUCGUUACUUAGGACAACCAACACCUUAUACCCACCCACAUCUCAUGAAAUAUGGUGAAAUCACUCCUGGAAUUGACAAACAGGAAUAUGUACAACGUAGAAAAAGAUUGAUGUCUGAGAUUGGAAAAUUAUCUGCCAAAGAUAAAGUAAAACAGCAUCACGUGGUUGUUGUUCUUUCACAUCCCCGUAUGUACAUGACUGACGAAAUCCCAUACCCGUUCAGACAAAGUACCGAUUUUCUUUAUUUAUGCGGUUUUCAAGAACCUAAUAGCAUACUGAUAUUAGAAAGUUUGCCUGAUCAGCCGUUACCAGCACACAAAUCAACACUCUUGGUGCCAAAGAGAGAUGUGCACAGAGAACUAUGGGAUGGGCCAAGAAGUGGAAUUGAAGGCGCACUAGAUUUUAUAGGUAUGAAUACAGCUUAUAACAAUAAUGAUCUGAGUGAAUAUCUAACACACUUCACCAAGAAAUCAAAUGUUGUACUCUGGUAUGAUUUUCUUAAACCAACACAUCCCGCAUUCCACAGUAAGUUAAUGAAGGGAUUAAUUCUACCAAUUCGUAAUCAAGGAUGCAGCAUUAAAACAUUAGAAGAAACAUUACAUCAGAUGAGAGUUAUUAAAUCACCAGCAGAGCAAGAACUGAUGAAACAGUCUGCAAUUAUUGGGAGUGACGCUUUGACAGACGUCAUGAGAAGCAGUCGGCCACUAAUAAACGAAUCUCAUCUAUAUGCUAUGGUUGAUUAUCAGUGUCGUGUACGGGGUGCUGAAUUUUUAGCCUACCCUCCUGUGGUUGCCGGUGGUAACAGAGCUAACACUUUACAUUAUACAAAUAACAACCAAACCUUACAGCCUGAUGAGUUAGUCUUAAUGGAUUCCGGUUGUGAAUAUCACGGAUAUGCAAGCGAUAUAACAAGAACCUGGCCUGUCAGUGGUAAAUUCACAUCAACACAGAGGACUCUAUAUGAUAUUGUAUUGGAUGUACAGAAGAAGUGUCUGAAGAUGUGUUCAGUAACAGACAUGACAUUGGAUAAGAUAUACAAUGAAAUGUUGACAAUAUUAGGAGGACAUUUACAAGAUUUGGGAAUUCUGACA
Messenger RNA from Saccoglossus kowalevskii, 1275 nucleotides. RefSeq names its product xaa-Pro aminopeptidase 3-like. NCBI's taxonomy places the organism in Eukaryota, Metazoa, Hemichordata, Enteropneusta, Harrimaniidae. Gene Ontology annotation, cellular component: mitochondrion. Gene Ontology annotation, molecular function: metalloaminopeptidase activity; manganese ion binding. Gene Ontology annotation, biological process: proteolysis. The record is from RefSeq and is a predicted model, not a curated record.